AUGUCUGUUUUCUUCAAGGACAUCUCCACGGAGAACCCCGUGCAGAAAGGCGACGUCGAGAAGCUGCUCGAGCCACUCGGUUUGACGAUCAAGGCUGAGGAGUCGGCCGACUACCAGCGACUGCUCGCUGCGGUGCACGAUUGCGCUACCCGUAUCGAUAGUCUUCCAGACUACCAACCGGCCCCCGACACGAAACGAUACCCCCGAGAGAAUGUACAUAUACCCACAGCAGAAGAGCAAGAGUUUGGGCAUGCGUGGGCACAUCGUUUCUUGAUUAGGGGAGAUAAGUCAGCUUCUGGUCCGUCUCAGGUAUGCCUGAAAGGAAAGACUGUAUGCUUGAAGGAUUGCAUUGCCGUAGCAGGCGUUCCACAAUUCUUCGGGAGCGAUGCUUUUCCUCCUUGGACGCCAUCGACGGAUGCCACAGUGGUGACACGAGUUUUGGAUGCCGGAGCCGAUAUUCUGGGGACGGCUACAUGUGAGCACUUUUGCAACUCCACAGCAUCUUUCACCAGCGCGCAAGGCACAAUCGAGAAUCCCUAUAAGGAAGGCUACUCCACCGGUGGCAGCACCUCUGGGGGUGCCGCCCUUGUUUGUUCCGGAAAGAUCGAUAUCGCGCUAGGCACAGAUCAAGGCGGCAGCAUCCGGGUUCCAGCUUCAUUUUGCGGCUGCGUCGGUGUGAAGCCGACUCACGGUCUGGUGCCUUUCACGGGAAUUACUAGCGGUGAUGCUAUUGAUGACCAUGCAGGGCCCAUUUGCCGUUCGGUCACUGAAGCUGCUGAGUGUCUUGAUGUGAUCUCCGGAUACGACGGCAUCGACGAUAAGUCUCUAGGCGCUGCGGCUCAUGGCUCCUAUAACUUCUCUGCCGCUCUGUCAGCGAGCUCCGGUCGUUUGGACGGAAUCAAGAUUGGCCUUCUGAGGGAGGGCUUCGAUCAAGAAAUUGUCGACCCCAAAGUCAAAGACCACGUCCUUUCGGCCGCCCGGAGACUGGAGUCUCUAGGGGCAAUUGUCGAGCAUGUAUCCGUCCCUCUUCAUCUGGAAGGCCCUUCAAUAUGGACAAUACAACAACGUAUUGCGGGCUCGUCGGGUAUGCUGGGGAGAGCUUCGGGACACAGAGGUCUUGGCCUGACUGAGUUUGAAAAGGCACGACUGCCCUGGGUGGAUUCGAGCUUUCAAAAGCUUUUCCCCUCCACAAAGAAUACCUUCAUCAACGGCUUGUAUCUUUCGGACAAGUUCCCGGGUCUCUACAGCAAAACAGUCAACAUCGGUCGGCGAAUCAGCGACGCCUAUCAGAGCAAGUUUCAAACGUACGAUGCGAUAAUCAUGCCAACGACUCCUUUUGUGGCACCACGACAUGGGCCUCGAGAUUCUGUGCUGGGUUCAUUUGAACCCACCAUAGGACUGACCACCAACACCGCCGUAUUCAACGUUACUGGACAUCCAGCAAUGUCAAUACCCGUGGGAUUUAUUGCCGCCAAAGAUGACGCGCAGGUCUUACUUCCGGUUGGCAUGCAAAUUGUCGGAGGGCUAUGGCAAGAGAAGAAGAUCCUCACCAUUGCACAUGCAUGGGAGACCAACUUCGACUGGAAGAGCGUCACGAGCACCACCGAAGCUCCUGAAUCUGUUCCAGAUACUCUCUCAACGGGCUCAAAUGUCAAAGUCAAUGGCAGGACGAUGAGGUUAACGGCACAACUUCACCAAGUCUUAAGCGUGUGA
Colletotrichum tamarilloi is the source of this 1713-nucleotide messenger RNA. RefSeq names its product amidase. Gene Ontology annotation, molecular function: catalytic activity. The record is from RefSeq and is a predicted model, not a curated record. Lineage: Eukaryota; Fungi; Ascomycota; Sordariomycetes; Glomerellales; Glomerellaceae. Bases 1 to 1713 code for a protein of 570 amino acids. The transcript is spliced from 2 exons.